UUAUAGACACAGCACAUCUAUAAAUAGAGGAGAACUUUGCAGAAAACAAAUUUAAAGAGAAACCUAGUGAUCAUAACAUUUUCCUAUCGAUCUUGUCCUAAUUGUAAGAAGAAAUCAAGAAAAAUGGAUCAUGAAGAAACGAAGCUCUUUGACAAAAAAGAAGAAACGAAGCUUGCAUCCGGAUACGAGGAUGCGAUCCAACAAAUGCAAAGAAAAGAAGAGCUGAAGGGUAUUGAGACGAGGAUGAAAGAGUUUGUUGGAGAGAAGACGCUUAUCGAUCUAAAGUUGAGAGAAUUAAUUGAGUUAGACAAAAAGCUCGAAACUUUACUACAGCCUACGGAGAACAUGGAAAACAUUUGCGUGAAAGACUUGACAGAAGAAACCAAAGAUGUUAUGAUUCUGAAAGCAUUUGUGACGUAUCGGCUUGGACAAAUGGAGACUAAGAUUUACGACCCUCAAGACGAAUUUGAUGUUAUAAUGGAAUCUAUAGAAACAAAGGAAGAGAGUGUGAAGGGUUUGAAGAUGAGGAUGAAAGUGUUCAUUGAUGAGAAGGAGUCUGAAGACAUACUCUUGGACGAGUUGUAUGAGUUCAAUAAAAAGCUUGGAGCUCUUCUUAAGUCCAAGGGCGUGGAAAAUAUGCAUUUGGAGGACAUGAGAGAAGAAGUUAAAGACACAAUAAUUAUGAACGAAAUUGUGAAGAAAAUGAUCGCGAAGAGGGAUCCAGAAUCGUCUAAACCAACGAUCAUCAAUAAUUAUUGUAUUUAGAAACUAGUAACAUAUAAAUUUGCUAUCAUGGAGCAUAUAUGAUCACUUUAUCGCUUGUUUCUCCCUUCAAAAUAACUAUAGAAUAAGUUGGGAUUUUCUUAUAAUGUCAAUAUGGAAGGAAUUCAUGUCGUUAUACGUUAUAAUUAAUCGGAUUCUUAUAAAAGAUAU
This is a messenger RNA of Camelina sativa (false flax), 933 nucleotides long. RefSeq lists its product as uncharacterized. Lineage: Eukaryota; Viridiplantae; Streptophyta; Magnoliopsida; Brassicales; Brassicaceae. The record is from RefSeq and is a predicted model, not a curated record.